UCGCCCGUGGACGCCGCCUCUGUCCAGAAAUGUCCGACCUGCGGACGAAGCUUCCCCGUCUGCCGUUUGUUUUGUUAGGACUGUCCUGACUUGAAGUGUUGGCGCAGGAGCUGCUGGGAAUUUCAGCUUUGUUUUGUUUGUUUUGUUUUUUGCUUCCUUUGCCGACACUUGCAAGCAAGCGGAUGGCUGUUUUGGUUGGUGGCUGCGCGCCGGAGCAGAGUGCUUACCUCAGGAUUUGUAGUCGAGGGAGGGGGGUAUGAUAAACAGCUGCGAGGGGAGGACGGGUUGCACUGCAGCAUCAGACUGGCAUCUCUUGCUCUACUUUUUUUUUUUUCUUUCUUUUUUGGCUGUCGAGGUUGCACACAUGCACAUAUUUCACGCCCAGCAGCAGCGGCAGCAGCAGCAGCAGCAGAGCCCGGCUGCAUUUUGCAUGCACCGGGGGUUUCCUGCUACUUUAAGGACGAGCUGCUCUGCCCGCUGAGUGAGAAAAGAUGCUGAUUUGAGAAGAACGGGGGGCUUUGUUUUCGGAGCAAGCAACUUCUGGAUUAACAAACAUAAAAAGAAAAGCGCCCUCGGAUGACAGGAUGGCGGCAGCGGCGUCGAGCUGAAACCGCCUCCCCCUCUCCAGUCCAAACAUGAACUCUUCGUCCGACGCGAACCAAAGUGGCUCCCCCCCGUUCUGCCUUCUGGGUGCCGUGGGUUACUCCCACAGCCUGGAUACCUGUGUGCUGGAGGUGGUCGUCAUCCUCUUCCUCACCGUGCUCAUCAUCGCCGGCAACCUGGUGGUGAUCUUCGUCUUCCACUGCGCCCCGCUGCUGCACCACCACACCACCAGCCACUUCAUUCAGACCAUGGCCUACGCCGACCUGCUGGUGGGCGUCAGCUGCCUGGUGCCGUCGCUGUCCCUCCUCCACUACCUCCGAGGCCUGAACGAGGAGCUCACCUGCAAGGCGUUCGGCUACAUGGUGUCGGUGCUGAAGAGCGUCUCCAUGGCGUCGCUUGCGUGCAUCAGCGUGGACCGCUACAUCGCCAUCACCCGCCCGCUGUCCUACGCCACGCUGGUGACGCCGUGCCGCCUCAGGGUGUGCAUCGUCCUCAUCUGGAUCUACUCCGCUCUGAUCUUCCUGCCGUCCUUCUUUGGCUGGGGGAAGCCGGGUUACCACGGGGACAUAUUCCGCUGGUGCGCCAACUCGUGGAAGACCAACCCAGGCUUCAGCACCUUCAUCGUAGCACUGCUCUACGCCCCAGCGGCGCUCACGGUCUGCUUCACCUACGGGAGUAUAUUCAGGAUCUGCCGGCAGCACACGAGGGAGAUCACCCAGCGCCACGCCCGCUUCAGCUCGCAGGCGGAUGGUGAUAAAGGCGAGCGCGGGGAGCGUUGCGAGGGCUGCCCGGACAAGCGAUACGCCAUGGUGCUGUUCCGCAUCACCAGCGUCUUCUACGUGCUGUGGAUGCCGUACAUCCUCUACUUCCUGCUGGAGAGCGCCGGGCUCUAUCACCACAUGGUGGCGUCCUUCCUCACGACGUGGCUGGCCAUCAGCAACAGCUUCUGUAACUGUCUCAUCUACAGCCUCUCCAACAGCGUCUUCCGGAAAGGCCUCGGCCGCCUCUUCAGCCCGCUGUUUCCCUCCUGCCUCGGCUGCAUGGACGCCAAGAAGGCGCCGGCGUCCGUCAGCCUGCGACCGGACCCUCGCUGCCAGGUGUGACUGUGCUUUGGCAGGCUCGGUCGGGUCACUUUGGGAGGCCCUCGGUUGGUGCUUUGCUCUUGGCUGCAUGACACAGGCCUUUUUAGUCCCGCAGUGAAAUGUGUUGAGGACCCCUCCACGGAGCACUGAGGCGCCUGUGCAGGUGCCUGUCGGUCCUUUCAAAAGGCCGGAGGGUUGUGAAGUUCCUUCUGGGACGAAUGCUGCAAGCCGGCGACACAGUGGAGUACAAGUAUUGAUGAUUGAUUUGUGUCAGUUCAGAGGAUUUAACAAACACUCCUGCCUGCGAUGAUUUCAGAACUCCCAGAUGCAAAAAAAACAAACACAGGAAAGCACAGUUCGACCUGCGCUUGCCAAUCCGCUGCAAAAAAAAAAAAAAAGAAAUGUUUUAAAGCCUGACUGAAAAAUCUGAAAAUUGUCUUGGAUCUUUCAGGGUAGAAAUAGGUGUUGCAAAAAAAAAAACAAAAAAAACAACUAAAUUGAAACAGACUGCUGAUCAGUUUCCCCCUGAGGGAACUCCAGAUGCUAAUGAGCGUAUGAAAAAUCAUUCGCCAAGAAGCCGUCCUGAUAAUGAGCCCGUGUGUGUGUGAGCUGAAAAUGCGUAGCGGAUGGACUUUGAGCUCGUUUCCCAGAGAGGAGAUUGAGGUUUAUUUAGGAGCUUGUGUGGGUUUUAUUAAAAGGAUUCCUCCCUUGUGAAGCUGGGCGUUAGUGGGAAGCUCCGUGCUUAUAACCCAGAGUCGGGUUUCACAGGAAAAAAACGUUGAUUUAGCUUUACUUUCUAAGAAGGCAAAGUUUUCCGAGGCUCCCGUGACAGAGACAGUAAAUAAUAUUUAUUUAGAGAGAUUUCUUCUCAUUGUGUUUCAUCCUCAGGUUUAUCAGCAGUUCUUUUUAAGCCUCCAGGCUGUUUGCCUUUGAUCUCCGCUGAAACAGAACACCACUCUUAAAUCACAAGCCACGUAACGUCGUAAGAUAAUCAGCUCAUGACUUGUAGUGCAGUCGGUGUCGAUAACGAACCCGCUGUCCACCGGGACCCUUGGGCCUCGAUGCAAACUUCACUGUAACCUCUGACUUUGCUGCACGUGUCUCUCUUUGUCGCUGCUCGGAUCAGUUUUAAAGCCGAGGAGAGGAGUUGUCGUCGUGCUUCAUGAGUCCGGCCUCGCAGCGUCGAGAGGUCAAAGCACUUUCCUCACAGCCGAUGUGGCUUUUUUUUUUUUUUUUCCCCGUGGCUUCAUGUAAAUACACUUAGAGUAUCAGUGUUUAAACUGUGGCCCUGCGGGGGGAUUUGUCGUGGACCUCCAGGACAACCGAUGAUCUUGUGGAUCUGUUUUUUAAUUUAUUUGUCACAGCCAAGAGGUCUGACAUGCUGCACUCGAACCUGUUUCUUAAUUUACGAUGCUGAGCAGAAGCCGGAGGUGUUUCUUUUACACUCCGCCGGAAUAUUUAAAGAUGUUGUGACGAGUUUGCUUUUAAAGUCACUAUGAAAUGAGUUUUCUGAGAGCGUCUUGCUCCUGAGUUUUAUGAAAGAAGAGGGAAUCAAAAGAGAAAGGGGAGGAUUAUAGGUUAAAAAUGCAUCACUCAGUAUGGCCAAACGUAUAUGGACAGCCCAGGCCUUUGUGUGCCGUUUAUCUUGGGCCGUUUCCAUGAUUCACAAACAUGCUGUGAUAUUUGUCAAAAAUUUUCUAUCAUGCGUUUUACUAUCUAUCAAACCACUACGUCGCAGAAAUUGCUAUUCUCCUUGAAGUGAGCAUGCUGGAUUUGCAUUAAAUCACAAGACAGAAGUAAAGUUCAAGCCACGGUGGCAGCACUCUGCACUGCUGCGAUGUGUGGCGUGUUUUAUUUAUUGAUUGGCUCAUUAAACUUACGGUAAACUGCUGUAAAUGAGCCGGAUUUAGAUGAAGAACCUGCUGUCAAUGAGCUAGACGAGGUUAGCCUGAGCAAAAGCUAUAUUUUUAGCUUUUUCCUCUUCUAUUGUGUGUAAAUGCCAAACGACACCUUUUUAUGACUCUUGGGGGAUGUGGGUUUUUCAGGACCGAUACAGAUUAUUGAUAAUCGAGGAGGCUGAUAUUUGCAUUUGCAGUAAUGAUGAAAAUUUUUAGAUAAGUUUUAGAAAUACUUCAGAGUAUUUAUGUUUAAUUCAAAGAUAACUUUUACACAUUUAUCCCCCAGUGUUGAUUGGCUGUUACGUGUGACGUUUAACCAAUCAGAUUGUGCCGUGGGCGGGACUUUACUCACCGCAUUAGCACCAAAGCAACACAUUGUAAAAUCUAUUUUAUCGUCAGGUUAUUUUAAGAAAUAACCUGAAAAAUCCUGAAUAUCGAAUCCAAUCAUUGGGCGACCCCUAGUUGAUGAAAUUCCAAUUUUUAUUCCAUUCUGAAUUCAGACAUCUGCCAAACUAAGCUCGGUUGGUUAGCAUGCCUAGCUUACCAAAGAGCCACAGAUUUGUUGUGGUGGAGUUACUUCUUUAAAAUCACAUAUCUAAAUGUAUUUAAUAGUAUAUUAAUAUUUUAUAUCUAUUGGGGCUGUAGUCAAUCAGAGGAAAUGUUGGUCCAACCAAUCGAUUAGUCGCAGGACAAGCUAAACACGCAGGUUAUCUGUCAAUAAACUUACAUCAUUGCUAACCUUUUUAGCCUAAUUAUAAAGACUUUAGACUUACAAAGCUAGUGUUUGCAGCAAACUAAAGCAUUUGAGUCUGGUUAGUUUACACUGAAAUGAUAGGAAAAGCCUUGAAGCAGCUGUUCAUGUUCAGAUAAUUAUGGAAAAUACAUCAACUGGUGAUUCAGCACAAGAACUACCGAGGUGACAAAACACCGACAAGUUAGCUGCUGUUUUUACACCAUCUGCCAUGUUGGUUCUAACACGUGAGCUGUUGUUUGCAGGCUGAAGGAAAUGCAGCCACACUGACAACUUCUUUCACAUGAAAUGAAUUUGUUUGAAGAUAACUUGGAGCAAAUCUUAAAUAAGUUAGACGUGGCAGCCUCCGUUAGGUUGGGCCAGUUCAAAGUUGUGAAAACGUUUACAGAUAGUUUGUUCCUCCUGCCCAAAAUAAUGGGUUAAUCUCUGAAAGACGUCGAUGUAGAGCUUUUCUGCUUAUCAAAGUUAAUGGUCCGACCAAUGAGGAGUUGGUUGAAUCAAACUCUGUCGAUCAACCAGUUCAUCAGUUGUCCUGAAAACUGCAGCUCUAAUGUUUUGCAUGCUAAAUUUUGGGAAUAUUUGCCUUUUUUCUAACCAGUUGGCGACAGUUUUCUUUGUAAUUUUCAAUAUGAAAAGACCAUGUUAUCAAAUGUGAGGAUUUACUGUGGUCAAAUCCUCUAGUCAACUCGGACGCUACAGCCCUAAUAUUAAUGUCGGUGUAAUUAUUAAUAAACAGCGUAUUAAAAGUUUCCCAGAAAAAGCGCUAAACAUGUUAAAUCUUUCUUUAUCUGUCAGAUUUCCUGCAAAGCGCCCCAAAAAUAUUUGGCCACCCUGGUGUCGGAUAUGUUCACGCAGUCUGUUAAAUCUGUAUUAAAUGGUUGAAUAGGUGUUUCAGACCAGACGGUGACUGUUUUAUUUCAUUGUGACUUUAAAAAGAGGUGCAGAGUCGAGUCACAAACGUGUUGUCGCUGCCUGGGUCCGGAGGUCGCACUGAGGUCGGGGUUUAGCUGUGGAAACGCUCCAGCCGCUGCCCUACAAACCGACCCUGCUUCCACCACUACGUGCUAUUUAUACGACGGUUUUUCUAUGUAACAGUGUGUGCUAUGUACAGAAUCUGCUAUGAAAAUGUAAUUUCCUGCAAAAUGUUGACACGGUUGAUUCCCCCCCCGACUUUAUCUGCAUGGUUCUGGUUCAGUCUGGAUCAGCGUUUUCUGUCUCAUGAUGCUACUGAGAGCAAUUUACUGACUGUACUCGUUGUCUUAAUAUCCUAACUACUGUUACGUAACACAGAUGGCUUACCACGUUGUUUUUUUUUUAUGAGUGCAAAGAGUUCCUGUUUGUUACGGUUCAUGUCAGAACACAAGAAUGACCUGCAGAAAACCUUCCGGCCUGCCUGUGGUUCCUCUUCUGUCGGGAUAAAAUCACACAAAUCUGCAAAGAAAAAAACAAUCAGGUCGACACGUGCUACGGCAGAGGUGUCAGCUAACGUACAAACAUUUGCAGCUUUGUGUUGUUUUCCUCGACAGCAUUGCAGCGCUGCUCAACUGUGGGAGUCGGUGCAAUACGAGCUCACAGCAAAAUCUGAAGGAAAGGGCUUUAAUUAUCGUCACUCUGGUUGCGCUGUGUGCCGUUCAGCAUGUGAUCCGAACUUUGAAAAUCUGCUGCAGAUGAUUGUAAAUAAGGACUGUAAUUGUCUGAUUAAAGUGAGAUGUUCUGUUUACUGUC
Molecule: messenger RNA, 6059 nt
Organism: Stegastes partitus (bicolor damselfish)
Lineage: Eukaryota; Metazoa; Chordata; Actinopteri; Pomacentridae
Product: probable G-protein coupled receptor 21
Exons: 1
Coding region: 636-1706 (356 amino acids)
Biological process (GO): G protein-coupled receptor signaling pathway
Cellular component (GO): membrane
Molecular function (GO): G protein-coupled receptor activity
Source: RefSeq, a predicted model, not a curated record